UCUGCUUCAGUUCGGCUGCACCCGAAUAUGCGCACUUCUCUAUUAUUAGUCCGCAAAAAAGCAGUUUAUAGAGUGUCUGAGUGCUCAGGAGGCUUUAAACAGGAGUCGAACGAUACAUUUUUAUAUCAAAACCAAGCGCUGCUGGAAAAAGGAAACAAAAAUGAUACAGUUAACAACUUCAAAGACAACUUUACCAUCUGUAAAUGCUGGAAGAAAUAAGAGAGGAGUCCAUGGUCUGGAGGCUGCUUUAUGAUGUGGUGAAGUUGGGGGUCAGUUUCAGCAGCUCCUGGUGCUCAGGAGAGAAGCUUUUUGGUUUGAUUUUGUUAAAGAAUAAGCACCAGGUCAUCAUCACUUUGUGGAAAGCUCGCGUAAUGAUACUGAGUUUAAUGAGAGCUUAAAAUUAAUGUUGGGUUAAAUUCGUGAACUUUUUUUUUUUUGCGCAUCUUUUAUUUGUGUAAAGACGAGUGAAGGCGGCUGAAGGUUCCAGGAUUAUACCAUGGAUAUCCAUGGAUCAUACAUCACGAGGACUGUUUUAUUCGGACUGUUUAUUCUCUUAAAAGGAGCAGUUUGCACAUCUGGAUACACCUUUAACGGUGUGAUCAGACACUUUGCUGUGGGGAACGACAAGGUGUUUGUUGCUACCGACUCUCGGCUCUAUCAGAUGAAGCACGAUCUCGUACAGGAAAAGAUUAAAGACAUAAAAAGGUUAAACAGCAGCUACCACAACGCAGUGAGCAUCUUGUUACCUUUCGAGAAGAACGCAAGUGUGAUCAUCUGCGGCAACUCAGACUGCGGCUACUGCGAGGUCCUGGAUAUAACCGAUAUAACCCGAACCAUCUACAGGGAGGAAGCCCUGCCGAUUGGACAACUUAUCAAUGAAUCCUCUGUUGCGUUCUUUGUUGAUUAUCCAAAGUUUGAUAACCUUGCAUACAUCUUGGUGGGGAGAGACAAUAAGGAUAAGGAUGGUGUGGAGCAUGAAUGUGUAGUUUUCGAUAAUGGUGUGACAUUGCUCAACACUCACCAAAGUCAGCGAGGUGGCAUUUUUUCUCAACUUGACUCAACUGCAGUUGAAGCCAACAUUAAAAUUCCUGAUGUUGAGUGGGUCGACGGUUUCCAGGUACCUUCACAGUUUCAGUCCUACCUCUUCGCCAACACUGGGUGGAGAUCAAGCAGCCCAAAGAAAGUGGUUUUAUUCAAGAUGGAUAACAACAAUAAAAAAUCAGAAAUGACAAAAUCUUUGAAAGUUGCGACUUUAAGCUGCUGUGAGGGCCAAGCUCCCUCAAAACUUGUGUCUUCUACUUUUAUCUUGUUUGAGUCUUCUCUUUUAUGGAUGGGAAUAUUCAGUGCAGAACAACCACACAAUCCUGAGAACAACACUGCUUUGGCUAUUUACAACAUUACUGGCAUCAAACUUGAGGAUCCUCCUCAAGAAAUCACAUGUAACCCAUUAUGUGGCUCUCAGAAAGAUAACGGAAAGCCUGCUGUACCACUUGCUGUGGUAUUCAAACACAAUUCAAUGACAUCUGUGGCAGCGAGAAGGAAAGGGUCUUGGACUGCGCUGUACAUUGGAACGGCAAAUGGGCAACUGAUAAAGCUUGUGCUAGACAGAAAUUACAGACCUGGCUGUGUACAAGUGCUAUACAGAUCUGAUGAUGACAGGAUGGUGUUUCCCAGAAUGCACUUUGACCCACUGGAUCAUAAUUACAUCUACAUAGCUUUGAGAAAUCAGAUUAACCGUGUUGCAGUAACUCAGUGUGAUAAAUAUAAGACAUUGAGAGACUGUAUUAGCAGCAUGGACCCUUUCUGUGGCUGGUGUGGGAUCAACAACAGAUGUUGUAUACAGGAGGAAUGUCCAGGGUCACCUUGGAUCUCCAUUUCUAAAGAUGGUUUUCAGAAAGAGCUGGUUUCCUUUCAGGUGGUUUCUGUGACCCCUGGAGAGAUCAAUCUGAAUCUACACCUGUACCUGGAUGCCACAGAAAGUCUUCCCUUGACAUGUACAUUCCAGGCCGGAAAUGUGGUUCUGUGUAAUAUGUCCAGUCCAGUUCCCAAAUGCUCCUGCAAUUUCUCUGAAAAGCGACUAUCUUCUGAUGGACUCUCUAUUAACGUGAGGGCCAAUAUCAGCAGUCAGACUUUCAUAGAGACCCUGACAGUGAGGAACUGCCCAAAAAUCACAGAGAAUGUGAAGUCAGAUGCUCAGUGUGCAGCCUGUGUCUCAGCUGGGUGUUAUUGGAACAGCAGCAGCAGGAAUUGUACCUGGAUUCCUGUAUCUGCAAUGAAUGAAUCCAUACAAGACAUAUGCAGCAAAUCAUCCUCUGAGGGAAACUACACGCCAGAGAUCCUUUCUCUGCAGCCAAAUGAAGUGUCCUUUCAUGGCAAAAACAAUGCCGAGAUAAAGGGAAAGAAUCUGGAACUGGUUAAAAGAAUUCGCUUCCAAGGUUAUAUGGAGUGCGCUUCAAAGGAGAAAUCAGUGUUGGAGCGCUCUGCGGACACCCUGAAGUUCCAUAUUCCUGAUGGAAACAAAGGAACCGCGAAGGUGUGUGUGGUGACAGAAGAUGGACGCUGUCAUAGUAGUGCCAUCGUUACAUAUUAUUCCCCGCCCACCUGUACUGAACUGCAGCCUGGAGUCACCUGGUCCAGUGGUGAGAGGAAGAUUCACGUGUCGGGGAGCAAUUUAAAGUUUGUGGAUGCAGUCGAAAUUCAUACAUCUUCCAGUGAGAGCUUCCACAGCCAAGACAACAAGACCUUUUGGUUUCGCACUCCUAAUCAAAGAAAAUUCAGCGAUGCUGGGCCAUUCACUGUCUCACUUAGGGUGGUGAACUCAACAGUGGACUGUCCAGUUAAUCUCAUUUACCAACCAGACCCAGAAUUCACCAGCUUCACUACCUCUAAAGUGGGCAAUGACGUGCUGGUCACCAUACAGAAAACGGAGGACUUAUUGAAUUUGACUAAAGCGGAUCUAAACGUGUGGGUCUCACAGGACCAAAAACGGUUUGAGUGUAUAAUAGAGGUAGUUGAGCCCACUGUUGUGAUCUGUAAGAUUUCAGGAGCUCAGGAUAAUAAAAUCAACGUGGACUCACUCAAGAUAGAGUUUGGCAAGGCUCCUGGAAUUGAACUGAGAGCAGGGGGUAGUAUGCUAUAUCUAUAUAUCACACUUGCCACAUUAAUCAUUUUGAUUCUUCUUGGUGCUGUUGCUGGAGUAUUUAUCCACCGUAAGAGCCAGCAGCGGAUGAAUACACAAAUGAAUAAACAUCUGGAAACGCUGGAGAAUGAAAUCAGAAUGGAGAUCAGACAAGGAUUUGUGGAUUUGCAGACAGAGAGUUCAGAUCUGGUUGAAAGUGUUGGCGCCAUCCCUUACCUUGAUUAUAAACAUUUUGCAUUGAAAAUAUUCUUUCCUGAGGGGGGUCCUUUAGCAAACAAGAUGAUCAAAGAAAUUGGCCAGGAUGCGGUGAAUGCAGGGAUGGAUGAGAAAUGCAAAGCUUUAUCUGCAUUGAUUCGAGAUCAGACAUUCCUCACAUGCUUUGUCCAUACUCUGGAGGAGCAGAAGAGUUUUACCUUAAAGGACAAGUGUACAGUGGCAUCGCUGUUGACUGUAAUCCUGCAUAGUGACCUGCCAUACCUCACUGAGCUGAUGGAGGAGUUACUCAAGAGUCUGAUGGAUCAGCCCACGAAUGCUCAGCCCAAACUCCUGCUACGCAGAACAGAGUCUAUUGUUGAAAAACUUCUCACCAAUUGGAUGUCCGUCUGCCUCUACGGCUUCCUUAGAGAAUCAGUUGGUCAGCCACUCUUUCUGAUGGUAUCAGCUCUAAACCAGCAGAUUUCUAAAGGGCCAGUAGAUGCAGUGACUGAGAAAGCUCUGUACACAUUAAAUGAAGACUGGCUCCUGUGGCAGGCUCAGGGCUUCAACUUCAGUCUGCUGAAGCUGAAGGUGCUGUUUGCUGUGGGUACGGAGGGAGAAGUGAGUGAACCACUGGAAGUCAACGUCCUGACAUGCGAUACAAUAGAUCAAGUGAAGAGCAAGAUCCUCCAGACCUUCCAAAGCAAGUUCGGCUUCCGAUAUACUCAACAACUCAGAGAAAUUGGCAUAGAAUAUAUGAAGGAAGGAAGUUAUGUGCCACUGGAGGAAAUAGAUGAAAGCUCAGAGGUGCAGGGGGAGGUGACUAUGCUGAACACACUGAAGCAUUAUGAAAUCCCAAAUGGGGCUUGCAUUAAAGUAAUCACCAAAAAGCUUCAUGCCCCUCUUAGUCCACAGACUAGUCUGAAAGAUGACCAGAACUUCACUACAAAGUACUUCCACUUGAUUGACCCAGACAUUGAUGCAGACCAGAGCGAACACCCAGAGAGGAAGAAACUGAAGCUCAAAGAGAUUUAUCUCACCAAACUACUGUCCACUAAGGUGGCAGUGCACUCCUUUGUGGAGACACUCUUUCGGAGUAUCUGGGGAAUGCCCAACAACAAAGCUCCCUCAGCAGUGAAAUACUUCUUUGAUUUCCUCGAUUCACAAGCCGAGAAGAAAAAGAUCAUGGAUCCAGAUGUUCUUCACAUCUGGAAAACAAACAGCCUGCCACUGCGCUUCUGGGUGAACAUUUUGAAGAACCCCAACUUUGUGUUUAGUGACCUUGAAAAGACACCUCUCCUGGAUGGUUGCCUGUCUGUCAUAGCUCAAGCAUUCAUGGACUCCUUCUCCCUCACAGACCAUCAGUUGGGCAAGCACGCACCAACCAAUAAGCUUCUGUAUGCAAAAGACAUUCCUCAGUAUAAACAGGAAGUGAAGACAUACUACAAGCUGGUGAGGGACCAGCCAUCUAUCAGCAGUCAGGACUUUAACGUGUUCCUGCAAGAAGAGUCAAAGAAACAUGAGAAUGAAUUCAGUGAACCUGCAGCGCUGCGAGAACUGUACAAAUACAUGGAGCGCUAUUUUACUGCGAUUGAACAACAGCUAGACCAAAAAGAUGCCUCCUGUAGACUGAAAGAGGAAAUGCAUCGUGUGAAGGAGCUUUUUGAAUGUGUGAAAAGAAGUGCAUGGCUCUGAACCAAUGUGCCUUCAGUACUCCCUAACGCCUGUCUUCUCCUGAGCCACACUCCCAAUACGUGUUUCAGCUUUUGUUGAGUUUAAACUUGAACCUUUGAACUGCAAUUUUCCUCUAGCUGUCAUCAAGAGCAGAAACACUAAUGUGGAGGCUGGAGCAUCUCUUAAAUACAUAUUCCUCACUACUGCACUAUGUAAGGAUCGAGUGAAUGUGUUUGAUUAAAAAUAAUUUUGACAUUAAUGUAAUAAUGCCUCCCAGUGCACAAAUCCUGUGUUUAACCAUAAUAAAACAAACUAAUGUAGUCCCAGAUAAGAGAAAGGAGAAAGCAUUAACAGCAUUAUAUUAACAAUGUUAACAUAAACUACUGUCUUACUGUACCAAUGAGCUAAAAUAUUCUGGCAAUGAAGUCUUUUCAAGCAAAAAUGUGUAAAGUGGUCCUGUAAAAUAGUGUUUGUAUCUUUAUAGUACAGCAUAAGGCUAUUUCUCACCUCAGUGCUGUGCUAAUGCCUUGCAAUAUUACAAUUUUAUUUUUAAGUGUGCAUUAGUCCUGUGUGAGUGCAGAUAAUGAAUAAACAUGAUAAUCAUGUAUAUCCUACAGAUACACAACAGUGUAAAUAAAAACAGGAAAUUCUUUUAAAAA
Molecule: messenger RNA, 5667 nt
Organism: Neoarius graeffei (lesser salmon catfish)
Lineage: Eukaryota; Metazoa; Chordata; Actinopteri; Siluriformes; Ariidae
Product: plexin-C1-like
Exons: 31
Coding region: 497-5029 (1510 amino acids)
Biological process (GO): regulation of cell shape; semaphorin-plexin signaling pathway involved in axon guidance; negative regulation of cell adhesion
Cellular component (GO): semaphorin receptor complex
Molecular function (GO): semaphorin receptor activity; protein binding
Source: RefSeq, a predicted model, not a curated record